This is a messenger RNA of Selaginella moellendorffii, 2484 nucleotides long. Its product is annotated as pentatricopeptide repeat-containing protein At3g09040, mitochondrial. NCBI's taxonomy places the organism in Eukaryota, Viridiplantae, Streptophyta, Lycopodiopsida, Selaginellales, Selaginellaceae. Bases 141 to 2423 code for a protein of 760 amino acids. Gene Ontology annotation, molecular function: RNA binding; protein binding. Gene Ontology annotation, biological process: RNA modification. The transcript has 3 exons. The record is from RefSeq and is a predicted model, not a curated record. Gene Ontology annotation, cellular component: intracellular membrane-bounded organelle.
GUCAAGAUUACAUGCUUGUGAUGGCCUUGGGAACUAUAACCAUGGCAACGUCGUUAUAAUCGAGCUCCUUAUAAGUAUCGAAGAAUUUCUAGAAGAAAAAGAGUUGCUUAGCAGGAUCGAGGGAAGUUAUAGUAUAUCUGAUGAUCUCUGGGGAUGCUGCUGAAUUGCUGAGGAACUGCAGCUCUGUAGCGGAAGUAAAGACCAUCCACGCUCAAAUCUGCGAGCACAAUCUUCACGACGGCAGUGCAAAGAAGAGGAGGAGGUUUCUGGAAAAUCUGGUCGUCCAGAUGUACGCUCAGUGUGGCAGCGUGACCGAUGCCCGCCAGGCCUUCGACACAAUGAGCUCGCGCAAGAACGUCUUUUCGUGGACAAUCAUCAUCUCCGCCUACGUCCGCGCAGAUCACGGCAGCGACGCUCUCCAGCUCUUCCGGACAAUGAACCAAGAGGGCGAUCGAGCAGACGAGGUGACGCUCACUACACUCUUGGGGGCCUGCUCGUCGCUGGAAGAUCUCCAGCAGGGAAAGAUGAUCCACAGCUUGAUCGUGGAGCUCGGCUAUGGGGAACAGGAUGGAGAAGAGCAGGAUCUCAUGGUCGGGAAUUCGCUGGUCAACAUGUAUGCCAAAUGCCGCAGUCUCGCCGACGCCAUCGCCAUCUUCGACCGGAUGAAGAACAGAAGCGUCUUCUCGUGGACCAUCAUGGUGACGGCAUUUGCCCAGAACGGGCAGCUGCAGCGAGCGAUCCAGUGCUACCGCCAGAUGUGCUGCGAUGGAGUGGAUCCCAACGCCGUGACAUUCGUAGCGCUCCUGGCCGCGUGUUCUAGCGGUGGAGAGCUGGCUGCCGGACGGAAGAUUGCCGCUCGCGUCGAGGCCAGUGGCCUAGACUCGGAUCUUAUCGUUGGAAGCGCGAUCGUGAAUUUCUACGGCAAGUGUGGGCGACUGGAUGAAGCGCGCGAGGCCUUCGAUCGAAUGCCCGCUAAGAACAACGUGACUUGGAACGGGAUGAUCGCGGCCUACGUCCAGAGCGGCGCCGCCACCCAAGCAAUGGAUCUCUUCGCCACAAUGGAGGAUGAGGGAGUGGUGCCGGACGCGAUGGCUGUGAGCAGCAUUCUAGGCGCUUGCUCUGGGCUCGAAUCUGGGAAAAGAAUCCACUCGGCAGUGAUCGAUCGCCGCCAGGAGCUCCAGUCGGAUCGAGCAGUUUGCAACGCGCUCGUCCACAUGUACGCGAGGUGUGGCAGUCUCGACGAUGCAAGGCUCGUGUUCCUGGCGAUUCCUUCCAAGAACACCGUGUCGUGGACGACGAUCAUCGCGGCCUUCGCUCAGCAAGAGAAUCGCGAUGAUAUCGAAGCUGCUUUCCAGCUCUUCCGGGAGAUGGAUCUCGACGGCGUUGCUCCCAGCGAGGUCACCAUCUUCUACGCGCUGGAAACUUGCUCCAAGAUGGAUCGCGGAGGACUGGCCAGCGGACGAGCGCUCCACACCGCCAUGGACACCGCUGGAAGAGUGGAGCUUCUUUCCAGCGUCGAGGUUCUCAACUCGCUGCUGGAUAUGUACGCCAGCUGCGGCAGCUUGAUCGAUGCCGAGGCAAUCUUCUUCGAUCAUCUCCUCGGCAAGAACGUCGACGUUGUCUCGUGGACGAACAUGAUUGCGGCUUACGUCCAGCAUGGCCAAUCUUCCUCGGCGCUGCUACUCGCAAAGAAGAUGGACCUGGAAGGAGUGAAGUCGGACGAGAUCGCCAUGUCCACCAUCUUGGGAGCUUGCACCGCGCACCAGGCCACCUCUCUCGGGCGAGAGCUCCAUCGCCGGGCUCGAGAGCUCGGCUAUGCCUCAAAUACCAUCGUUGGGAACGCGCUAGUCUUCAUGUAUGGCAGCUGGGGGAGAGUGGACGAUGCCGCUCGAGUUUUCCAGGAGCUCAAGAACGCAAACAGCCCCAACUCCAACACUUUCACUGCGAUGAUCGCUGGCUAUGCCCGUCAAGGCCGGACUUUGCAAGCUCUCUCGCUGUACAACGAGAUGAAUCUCCAUGGGGUCGAGCCCAGGGACGCUACCUUUACGAGCAUCUUCCAGGCAUGCAGCCACGCGGGGUUUCUUGCCAAGGCCUUGGAGCACUUCGUUUUCAUCUACGACUUCCAGGGAUUGGAGCCGACGGCCGAGCACUUUGGCUGCGUGGUGGACUUGCUGGGACGAAGUGGAUUCGUGCGAGAGGCUGAAGAGCUUGUGCUCGCCAUGCCUUACGAGCCGGACAUUGUCGCAUGGAGAUCACUGCUAGCGUCGUGUGGUGGCUCCGAUCAAGGAGCGAGCCGGAGGGCCGCCGAGGAGGCCGUCCACUUGCAACCGUCUGGCUGUUCUUCGCACUAUGUUCUCCUCUCCAACCUUGUCAAAACGGUUGGUGCUCUCAAUCAUCAUCAUGAAAAGAAUGCUUACCUUUGAGCUUUGGUCCGAAAUAUGAAAGUCUCUGCACAUUAAAAAGCUUUUCCAUAGCUUUAGAUCA